AUGAGACUGGAGGAUUUCAGAAUCAUGAAAGGUGAUGACGGCCUUGAGUUUGUUGAGUUUGCUGAAGGGCCAACGAAAACCAGACCUGGAGGUUUGAACGCAAAGCCGAGACAGUUUCAGCCCAAAAUGUUUCAGACCGGCGGAGAGAGAUGUCCAGUUGCGUUAUUCCGUCAGUACAUCAACCGUAGGCCUCGCAAUCUCAGGGCGAGUGGUCCAUUUUACCUCUCGAUAAAAUACAACAGCGGACCUAGCGGUGAAACUUGGUACAAAGUCCAGCCCAUGGGAGAAAAUAAAAUCAACUCCAUGAUGAAAAAUAUUAUCUCCCAAACCUCCCUUCAGUCAUCCGAGAAGCGGUUUAUCAAUCACAGUGCCCGCAAAACGCUCGUUAGCAAGAUGAAGAAAGCAAAUCUCGAGAGAUCGUCUAUUGCAAAAGUCACCGGUCACAGAAAUAUCCAGUCUUUAGAUGACUACGAUGAAGCGAACGAAGACGAACAGCGACAGCUUUCGUGGGCCAUUUCAAAGAGAAAUAGUACACCAACACCCGUGCCGAUGGCGAGUAGUUCAUCUGGUCCUUGUGCUUCAAAUGCAGUAAUUCCACACAUGAUGAGCUCUCAAACGCAGAAUCUGAUGAAUUCCAUCACUAACUGCAAUGUCACAUUCAACCUCAACAACAAGGCCUCGCCUGAUAAACCUCGCAAACGACGAUUUCAUUUCAUCGAAAGUGAUUCGGACACAGACUGA
Molecule: messenger RNA, 741 nt
Organism: Pocillopora meandrina
Lineage: Eukaryota; Metazoa; Cnidaria; Anthozoa; Scleractinia; Pocilloporidae
Source: the annotation of a GenBank genome assembly